Messenger RNA from Trichophyton rubrum CBS 118892, 816 nucleotides. RefSeq lists its product as uncharacterized. The coding region runs from base 1 to 816 and encodes 271 amino acids. NCBI's taxonomy places the organism in Eukaryota, Fungi, Ascomycota, Eurotiomycetes, Onygenales, Arthrodermataceae. The record is from RefSeq and is a predicted model, not a curated record. The transcript is spliced from 3 exons. Gene Ontology annotation, cellular component: mitochondrion.
AUGAGACGGCACUUCCUAGCGCGGUUUUACGGUAACGAGAAAGUAAAUCCGGAGGUACAAAUCCGUAACCUCGAAGACUUCCUUUCAGUUGCUCCGCAUAUAAUCCCAAGCCAGAAAUUUCUCAACGAGCCAAUUAUUCACGAGGCCGGGGAAAUAAGCGGCAUCAUUGACUGGGAGCGCACUUCAAUCCUUCCUCUCUUUAUUCAAGCGAAGAUUCCAAGGUACUUUGAGAACUAUGGAGAUGAAGACUCGGAGAAUUUUAAAUUCCCUGCAUUAAGGGAGGACUUUAACUCGCUUCCUGACGAUCAGAAAGAGUUGGAAAAAGAAAUCUAUCGAAGGAGACAAACUCACUACUAUUACCUUGGCUUUACCAGUCGCUAUAAUUUGAACCACUUUCGCACGAUAGGAAGCUACAGCGGUAUGAUGCGGAGCCGGUUAUAUGAUGUCGUCAAUCGCCACUGGGAAGGUGAUAACACAACGCUUAAGGCAACCCUCGUACAGAUGUCUUCCUACUGGCCGAGAAUUGCAGCUGCUGAUAUGAAAGAUGCACAGUACCCCCUGAAAUAUUCACCAGAAGAGGCUAAACAAUGCCUUAACAUAGAUGCAGAACAAAAGACCGCAAAUACUCAUAUGCAAGAUCUUAGAGAUGCUAUUGGGAUCAACAUGGAUGGCUGGGUACCAAGCGAAAUGUACGAGGAAGCAACAGAGCGAAUGGCUCAUGUAAAAGCGCAUCUGCUAGAGAUUGCUGAGACGGAAGAAGAUCGGGAAGACAUUUUGCAGAAAUGGCCAUUCCAGGAUCAUGAAGAGAUAGAUUAG